Molecule: messenger RNA, 2723 nt
Organism: Chenopodium quinoa (quinoa)
Lineage: Eukaryota; Viridiplantae; Streptophyta; Magnoliopsida; Caryophyllales; Amaranthaceae
Product: pentatricopeptide repeat-containing protein At3g29230-like
Exons: 2
Coding region: 1-1833 (610 amino acids)
Biological process (GO): RNA modification
Molecular function (GO): RNA binding; protein binding
Source: RefSeq, a predicted model, not a curated record
AUGCGUCGUUAUAUCAAUGUAAAAGAGCUAAAAAUAGAAAGAAUUGCUCUGGCUGUAGUUCAAAAGCCACUGCACAUUCUUUUAGAGCAGAAAUUCAUCUCUUUAUUACAAUCAUGUAAAACCAUUAAUCAUCUUUAUCAAGUUCAAGCUCAAAUUUUUGUUCAUGGAUUAGAUCAAAGUUACUAUGUAGUCCCCAAAAUUAUUGCGAGAAGUUCGUUGUUGAAGCAUGUUAGUAAUGCACGCCAGCUGUUUGAUAAAAUGCCUGAACCAGAUGAUGUGAUUUAUAAUGUUAUGUUUAAAGGGUACUGUCAAAAUGGGAUGCACAAUGAAGUUAUUUCUUUGUUUGGGAAAAUGAUGGGUUCUUGUGUUAAGCCAAGUUGUUAUACUUUUCCUAUGAUUUUGAAGUCUUGUGGAAAGUUGUCUGCUUUGUGUGAGGGUGAGCAAGUUCAUUCUGUUGUGUUGAAAAAUGGGUUUAAGAGAAACCCUUUUGUGGGUAAUACGUUGAUUGAGAUGUACUCGGGUUCCGGUGAAGUUCAACGAGCGUUUAAGGUGUUUGAGGAAAUACCAUUGAGAAAUGUUGUUAGUUGCACUAAUAUGAUCAGUGGGUUUAUUUUAUCUGGGGAUAUGAAAUUAGCUAGAGAGCUUUUUGACUUGGCUGUUGACAGAGAUGUUGUGUUAUGGAAUACUAUAAUAUCUGGAUAUAUUGAUGCUGGGGAUACGGAGAAUGCAUAUAAGCUCUUUGAUGUGAUGCCACAUAAGGAUACGAUGAUGUGGAAUACUAUGUUGAAUGGGAAUGCGAACAGUGGGAAUGCCGAUGCUUGUGAGGAGUUGUUUGAAGUGAUGCCAAAGAGAAAUGUUUUUUCUUGGAAUGGAUUGAUUGGUGUUUAUGCAAAUCAUGGUUGUUUCGUUGAAGUUUUGACUACUUUCAAUCGAAUGCUGUCUGAAGCUGAGGUGCUUCCGAAUCAUGUAACCUUGGCUACCAUAUUGGCUGCUUGUGCACGAUCGGGUGCACUUGAUUUAGGAAUGUGGGUGCAUGUUUAUGCCCAGCGCAUAGGAUAUAAAGGACAUAUUUCUGUCGAAAAUGCUUUGAUGGACAUGUAUGCAAAAUGUGGACGAAUAGAAAUUGCUAAAGAUGUGUUCAAUGGCUUGGUUAAAAGAGAUUUGGUAUCUUGGAAUACCAUUAUUGGUGGUUUAGCAAUGCAUGGUCAUGCCUCAGAUGCCUUAGCUUUAUUUGAUGAGAUGAAAAAUGCUGGGGUACAACCUGACGGAGUCACCUUUGUGGGUGUUCUUUGUGCCUGUACUCAUAUUGGUUAUAUUGAUGAGGGUCUGGCUUAUUUUCAGAGCAUGUCUGAUUAUUCCAUAAGCCCUCAGAUUGAGCACUAUGGUUGUCUGGUUGAUUUAUAUGCCCGAUCAGGUCAUCUGGCCGAGGCUCUUAAUUUAGUAAAAAUGAUGCCCUUGAAGGCAGAUUCUGUCAUAUGGUCCUGUUUGCUAGGGGCCUCUAGGGUUUACAAAAAUAUGGAGAUGGCUAAGCUGGCUCUCAAACAUCUGAUUGAGCUUGAACCAGGGAAUCCGUUAAACUACCUUACAUCAUCAAACAUUUAUGGAGAUGCUGGGAAAUGGGAUAAUGUGUCGGAGCUUAAAGUUGCUAUGAGGGAUACUAGAUUUCAGAAAAAGCCAGGUUAUAGCAUGAUAGAGAUUCAUGACAAAGCAGUCGAAUUCUAUUCAUCAGAUCACAGGCAUCCCGAGAUGGCACAAAUAUAUGUAUGCUUGAGAAAUUUAUCUAAGAUUAUACAGUCACUAGGAUUCCGACCUGAAGAUUUGAACCUUGAUUAGGAAGGCUUGAUUUAACUGGGCAUGUUAUGAUAGACGGGGAAAAGGAGUUUGAUUGAGUCUGCCACAUAUUAGCUAGUUUUCCAAGCUCAACUUCAUAACUCUUUUUUAAAACAUUCUCGAGGAGAUUUCAGAAUACAGUAUUUUUCAUAUGAGCAUGGGUGCAUGGCAUAAUGUAUACAUGAUCGAUCAUUGACAUUGAUGAUGGUAAAGUGUUUAUCGUUAUUCUUAUAACUGCAUCCUGGUCAAGAAAAAAAAAAUCUGAUACAGUGCCCAAUUAUCAAAUCUGGUGCUAAGCAUAUAGCAACUUUGAUGUACACUGAUUGCAUAUUGGUCUUAACUACUACAUACGGAGUACUACGUAUUUUGAAGCAAAGGCAUGUAACAAUGUAACAUAUUAAACUUGGAAAAUUCUGCUCCAGGAAUGCUGAGCAUCUACUGUAAUUCGAACUACAAUUUCUCAGUAUAAAUCAAUGGUCAGAUGCUAACUUCUUUGCUAUUUUUUAUCUAGAUGCGUCUUUGCUAUUCUCUGACUUUUUUGUUGUGAAAAUUUACCAAACAUAAUCUAUUCAACAUACCUAUAACCUAUCGCUUCAUGAAGCUAAAGAACCUCCCUUCUCCAGGCCAUCAUCACUUUGUGUCUUUGUGAUAGUCCCUUUCCGGUCUCUUCUUUCCCACACCUCUCUUCAAACCAUGCUUCCUGGAUGAUUUAACGCCUCAAACUCCUCUUUGUACCGCAGUUCACCCUAAACGAUGGAGACCUCCAAACCAUCCUAACUCAUCCUCUGCCACUCCAACAAUCCCUUUGCAAAUAAAUUUUUAGUUUCGAUCUUCAAUAUAUACUCCCGUAGUUCAUAAUAGAAAGGGGUUUUAGGAAGGUGGUUGCUAAUUGG